This is a messenger RNA of Siniperca chuatsi (mandarin fish), 3275 nucleotides long. RefSeq names its product netrin 4 (gene ntn4). Gene Ontology annotation, molecular function: protein binding. The record is from RefSeq and is a predicted model, not a curated record. Bases 411 to 2300 code for a protein of 629 amino acids. NCBI's taxonomy places the organism in Eukaryota, Metazoa, Chordata, Actinopteri, Centrarchiformes, Sinipercidae. The transcript has 10 exons. Gene Ontology annotation, biological process: basement membrane assembly; cell migration; substrate adhesion-dependent cell spreading. Gene Ontology annotation, cellular component: laminin trimer.
CUCCGUCUCUCUGCGCUCCUUAGAAAUAGAUCCGCGGGGCAGAGCGGGCAGCUGGCGCACACUGUGGGGAAAUGAAACACGCUGCAGGUCCCGCAGCAGCAGACGAGCUGGGCAGACCCGAUCACUCCUUCUUCUCCACUCUUCUCCUCCCUCAGCGGGACAUCACACACCGUCCGGGAUCAUGCUGUUUCUUCACGAGUUAUUAUCGCCUUAUUGGAUCGCAGCUGAGUGAAAGAGAAAGUCCACACUGGAUUUGAACCUGCGCACUUGUCGGUGUUUUUUUGUUUUGUUUUUUUGCUACCGUGGAUGAGAUCUUUGCGUACUUGAUGAUUGAAUAACUCCAGCGGAUUUUCUGGUUCAGUUUUCUCCGUCUUCUCACAUAUUUUGGAUUAUUCCUGCCACAAGGAGAUAUGUUGAUUUUAUUUGUAAUUAGCCUGGCCGUGUUGUCAGAUGCAGGUCUGUCGGUGGAGGUGUUUCGUGCAGGUGUGGCCCCUCGCUGUGAGAGCCGGGCCUGCAACCCUCGCAUGGGUAACUUAGCCCUGGGUCGCCGGGUCCUGACGCAGACCGUCUGUGGCAACAACGGCACCGAGCUCUACUGCUCCUAUUCCGACCCCAAUGCCAACCUGGCCUGCAGCGCCGCCAAGUGCGCCAAAUGCAACGCUGGCCUGCCUCUCCUGUCCCACCUGGCCGGGGCCAUGUCCGACUCUUCCUUCCGUCACCCCAACACCUGGUGGCAGUCAGCUGAGGGGGUGGAGUCUGAGACGGUGCAGCUGGACCUGGAGGCGGAGUUCUACUUCACACAUCUCAUCAUAGUGUUUCGCUCGCCGAGGCCUGCUGCCAUGACUCUGGAGCGGUCGCAGGACUUUGGGAGAACGUGGAAGAUGCUGCAGUACUACGCCAGCAACUGCAGCGCCGCCUUCGGGCUGGAGGAGGGAAAGGCAGGUGCAGGUGCAGGCCGGGACGGGGCCAUCUGCACCUCCAAAUACUCCGGGGCUUAUCCAUGCAACCGUGGAGAGGUGAUCUACCGUACCCUCCCAAAGUGGGAGUCCCUGGAUCCGUUUGGGGUGGAGGGCCAGCAGCAGCUGAGGGUGACCAACAUCCGAAUCCGACUGCUGAAGUGGCAGCCGUGUCCCUGCCAGGCCAAAGACCUCGCCUCCACACACGAAGCUCUUCCCACCCGGCACUUUGCCAUCUAUGACCUCAUAGUGAAGGGAAGCUGCUUCUGUAACGGACAUGCCGAGCAGUGUGUUCCUGCUCCGGGGUACCAGCCCAUCAGAGACCGGACCAACCAUGUGGUCCAUGGGAAGUGUGUGUGCAGACACAAUACUGCAGGUGAUCACUGCGAACGCUGCGCUCCUCUCUACAACGACCGACCCUGGCAGGCCGCUGAUGGACUGACGGGCGCGCCUCACGAAUGUUGGAAGUGUAAGUGUAACGGACACGCUCAGAGCUGCCAUUUUGAUUGGACGGUGUGGCGUGAGUCCGGCCAGCGCAGCGGAGGCGUGUGUGACUGUCUGCACAACACUGAAGGACGUCAGUGUCAGAAUUGCAAGGCCGGCUUCCACAGAGACCCCCAGCGACCGCACACCGCCCCCGACUCCUGCAAACCAUGCAGCUGUCAUCCCUUGGGCUCUAUGCCCUUCCACUUGGCUGACGGCUCGCUCUGCGACCCCUCCAACGGGAACUGCAUCUGUAAACCUGGAGUAGGUGGAGCCCACUGUGACAGGUGCAUGGUGGGAUACUGGGGCUUCCACGAAUAUGGCUGCCGUCCAUGUGAUUGUGCAGGAGACUGUGAUCCGUUUACUGGAGACUGUAUGUUUGGCUCUGAUCUGGACCUGUACAACUUAGAGGGAAACUCCAGCGAGCCGGUCAGGAUCUUCAGAGCAGACGAACUCUUCUCUGCCCUCCACUACUCAGAGAAGUGUGAGUGCAAAGAGCAAGCCCUUACCAACAGUAAACUGUUCUGCACCAUGAAUUAUGCAUACGUUCUGAAGGUGAAAGUGCUGUCAGCCCACGAUAAGGGCUCCCACGCCGAGGUGGAGGUCAAAGUUCAGAAGGUGCUCAGUCAGAACACCAAGGUGAAGAUACAGCGGGGUCGGGUCACUUUUUACCCCGAGUCCUGGACCACACGGGGCUGCACCUGCCCCAUCCUCAACCCAGGGGUGGAGUACCUUGUGGCAGGCCACUCAGACCGUAAGCAGGGCCGCCUUCUGGUCAACAUGAAGAGCUUCGUCAAGCCUUGGAAAGCCAGCUUGGGGCGCAAAGUCCUCACGCUACUCAAGAAAGACUGCAACUGGUAGACUGACCGUUAAAACACUGGAGGACAGACGGCCACAUGGACAGACGAGACUUUUUUUUAAAACAAAACAACGCCGUGGAUUUGUGUCUUCUUGUCCUCCAGAUGUGGAAUAUUGAAUCGCACAGGUCUGGGAGCAAGUUUUGGGGGCUGAACUGAGAUGAUUGAAACCCCUUUAUUUCUCUUCCGUUGUCCAAUGAGAGCAUAACUCUAGUGGCGGACUGCACCAGCUAAAAGCACACAGGACUUAAUUUUAUUAAGACAUAUCUGUCUCACACAUUCCUAUGUAGGAUUUCUUUUGCAAGAAAUUGAGGAAUUCAGCGCCACAGCCAAGUGCUUUCUAUUCUGAGUGAUGCCCCCUGGACUCAUUAACAUACAUUAAAACACACACACACACACACAAAAAAAAAAACUGAAUCUCUUCCUCUCUGAGCACUUUAGCCUAAGAUGGACUGAGGGAAUAUGGACACACACUAAAUGACCCCCUGACAUGGAGCUCGUCCAUUCCCUAUGUGCUCCGUUAACAGUGGACACACAAACAGGUAGCAGUGUGUGUGUGUGUGCUGCUGACAUAAUGUGCACCCAGAGUGACGCUGAACAAGCCAUACAAGCCACUACAGGUGGUUAAAACUUAGCCAGUCCAGGUGUGCCUGUGUUGAAAUCAGAGCGAAUGGGUUUUACCCCGAACGUGAAUGUAUUUGCCUGUUUUGCAAAUGUGUGUGUGCAUGUGAGACAGAGAGAGAGAGAGUGGUUGAAUGCAGAGGUAUAUUUUACGAGCACAGUCCAGAUUCAGUCCAGCUCUUUCUGUAGGUUUGUGUACAUUUUCAAAAACAUCCGUUCCAAUGUUUAUGAUACAGCGUUAUGUAUAUUGAUUCAUCUCAUAUUACACUCCACUCCAAUUCAGAAAAUUCUUGUUAUUCCUUCCUUUGUGCUCUUGUACAGUAUUAUUUGUAUAUAUCUACAUAAAUAUUAUUGUUCA